Molecule: messenger RNA, 1128 nt
Organism: Drosophila bipectinata
Lineage: Eukaryota; Metazoa; Arthropoda; Insecta; Diptera; Drosophilidae
Source: RefSeq, a predicted model, not a curated record
CUAAAGCGAAAGGAAAACAAAGCGAACGGAGACGCGAAUCAAAGCGCACGCGGCAAAAUGUAAACUUGCUUAUUGGUUUAUUUAUAACAGUUGCCGUCAUCGCAGUCGUGGAUUUGGCCCGUUGCUUGCGUGUGUUAAUUUAAUUUAUUUCAGCCAUUGGCAAUUGCUGCGUAUAUUCGGUAGUAAUUAACCGAAUACAGAAAUCUAUAGGUAUUGCGAACGCCUGCAGUUUGCCGCUCGAUCGCGUACAGUUGAGACGCGCAUUUUUUUCACCUCGCGCCAGCUAGGGAAUUUUCCACGAUGGUCUUAACGAAUUUCGAGUGCUGGGCACAUGGCGAUCCGGCGACAGCCGCCAAUUUCGAAACCGGGACACUUCGUCCCGCCAUCGAUCCGUUCAAUCCACGUGCUGUCACCCACCUGCCGGCUGCAUUUAUUACUGACGCCGAUGCCAACAACAACAACAGCAUCAACAGCAGCAGCAAUCACCUAAGUGGGCCACCGAUGCAGGAAGUCGUUAUGCCCAUGGAGGUGCGCUGCAAGAAGCGCCUGAAUCCCAAUGAUCCAACUGGCGGGGACUCGGACGUGGACCACCCAAUGUACACCAAGCGCUGCCGCUACGAUGAUGUAGACUUGGCUGCCCAGUAUUGCAAUGAUUUCUUUUCACUGCCUGCCACACAAAUAAUUGGAACACAGGCCUGCUUAAUGGAUUACGAGAUGCAGGCCAACGGCGGCAGUAUGAUGGAGGCAGAGGCGGCCCAGUCCCAUGAGGAGCAUCAUCAACAACAGCAGCAGCACCAGCAGCAGCAGCUUCUUCACCAACGCAUCCAUCAGCAUUAUCAAGAACCCGCAGAGCAACAAGCUGAGCCUAGGAAGCGCAAAUCAAGAAAUGACCUAGAUCUUUGCGAGAAAAUCCAAAAAUGUAAUGCCAAAUGCAGCGAAACCGAGGCGGACUUGUAUAUAGCCACGCAUGGCGGUUGUCUGCAUCACUUCCGUGAGCUGAGCGGCACGGAGCAGGAGGAGUCUGAUAUCUGAACUAUAGGGUUGUCUAUAGCCUAAGCCGAUAUAGAAUCAAUGAAUGCAUUGUAAAUCCUACCCUACCUAAGUAGUAAAGUAAGUUCCGCAUAUCGA